This is a messenger RNA of Daldinia decipiens, 1686 nucleotides long. RefSeq names its product Cupredoxin. The record is from RefSeq and is a predicted model, not a curated record. NCBI's taxonomy places the organism in Eukaryota, Fungi, Ascomycota, Sordariomycetes, Xylariales, Hypoxylaceae. The transcript is spliced from 2 exons. Bases 210 to 1133 code for a protein of 307 amino acids.
UUGUCCUGUGUAUACGCUCUUUUCUUUCCAUCGUCCCGGUGUGAUUUUACGUGUCCAUUCUCUUAAUUACGAGCAGGCCCUCGCCUUUUGAAGCAUUCUAUCGCCAGGUUCAUCACGGUCAUUCAGGAAUACCAAUACUCAAUCUAUAACGACCUCCCGUAAAAAAGGAACAUUAACGUUUAAUUCUCCAAACUUCAAAAGCCGUCAAUAUGAAGUACGCUACAGCUCUUUCGCUUGCCGUUGCGCCUCUGGCCAUCGCUAAAGCCGUUAACAACGUCUACCCCCAAAAGAGGACCAGCCACAGUGGGCAACUACAACAACUCCCUGGUCUUGAAAGCGUUGGCGAGACAAUCAACUUGGUACAGGGCGUUUCGUUAGGACAGACGACUCAGGUUAUCGUGAUCUGGGCGAACCCUGGAAACAACGCUCAGACGACGACGCUGCACGAACAAGUCACUGUAACUAAGACAGUCACUGAGACAGCGGCUGGAGCUAGUGCCACGGCUGUUGCUGGUGCGAUGGCAACCCACACAGUCCAAGUCGGUGGCUCUGCCGGCCUAGUCUUCGUUCCCGAUCAAGUACAGGCAAACGUUGGUGACAUGGUUAUCUUCGAGUUCAUGAGCAUGAACCACACCGCUACUCAGUCCACUUUCGCCGAGCCCUGCAAGGCCAUGGAGGGCGGUAUGGACUCUGGUUUCCAAGCCAACCCCAACAACACCGUCAGCCCCCCUCCCAAAGUUGCCAUGCAAGUCAUGACGACCGAACCUCUAUGGUUCUAUUGCAAGCAGAAGGGCCACUGUGGCAAGGGUAUGACUUUCUCGAUCAACCCUAGCGCUGAGAAGACCCAAGCUUUAUUCCAGGCUGCAGCUAUCCAGCAGAACGGUGCGGGGGCCGGCAGUGCCAUCACUGGAAACGCUACCGAGCCUGCCGUUGUCGCCCCCGCCGCCAGCUCUGCGGCGCCUGUUGCUGUCCCAUCGGAUGUCACCCAGGGCACCGGCACCAUCCAGAACGGUGCUUGCGUCUGCGCCGUCCAAUGCAGCACUGGCAGCUUCCCCGUGAACGCUGCCCAAGGCAUCGGUGCCUUUGGUGGUUUCGCAGGAGGUAUACCUUCCAGCAUGAUGGAGACUGUUUAAGCAGUGGUAAUAGCGUCUGGGGAUUAUGACUGAUGCCGCGGCUGUUGCUAACGCGGGUCAGAGAUGUUCUGUAUAUCUGGGGGUUUUGGCCUGAAUGACUAGACUUCUUUUUUUUAUUGCCUGGCAUAGGGAUUCUUUGUUUUAAACAUAUGACUGGAUCGUAUAUUAUAGGUGCACUUAAUAGGUCAUCAGAUCAAGUAAAAAUACCAAUACUUAAUCCAAUGCUAUGAUAUGACCGCCUAUUAAAUGUGGAAGACUACAUGGCCUUACACUUGAGCGAACCGAGUAUAUACAUAGCGGAUGUCCAGAAACAGUCACAUCUAGGGAACACUACGGAUUAAUAAUGAUCGCAUUCAUAAAGAAACGAAAUUGAUAAAGUCCAGACGCCUAGAACCCCGUCUGGUCGAAAAAUAUUCGGCCUAUUUAUAUGAUAUCGUGAAACAUGUCCCUCCUAUACCUAAGGUAUAUAUAGGUAAAUACGCCAUUCGCUAUGUUGGAAGUCCAUUUACUUUCCGCCAGCAGCGGCGGCUGCCCUCUUCGCGUCGGCUAAGAA